GCGGCGGGUCGUCGGAAGGGAUAACGCAUCCAAAAAUUGCUUGGAAAGAGGCCGUAAAAUCCUUUUCAUCUUUUCCUUCCCCAUAUCUGGAACUCGAUCGGCAUCAUAAAACACAGAACUGCGUUGUAGCUGUGCAGCUCGGGAAGCGACGUCGACUUCACAUCCGCAGGCUAGCAAAAUUAUCUUGUGUGAACUUAAUUGACCGGAAGAUGAGGCACCCAAAUGCCAAUAAUGCUUGGCUAUGUCAGUUGAUUGAGGAUAUUAUGUCCAUAUUUCGGAGGAGACUAUUCUGCUUAUGCAUAGGUAUCUGAGGGCUCGCACAGUCCGUUCGAGGCGUCAAAUCCUCGAUACGGCUAAACGGUACAAUGUGAUUUGUAGGGUACCUAGACAACUACAUAGAAUUGACCGUCUAUUUCAUUUGAGUGAUGCAAACUGUGUUGAGAAUAUACGAAUGGAUCGUAACACAUUCGCACGUCUGUGUUAUCUUCUCACUGAGCGUGGUGGGCUGCACGCCGGCAAGGUCGUUGGGGUGGAGGAACAAGUUGCCAUGUUUCUUGGAGUUCUUGCACACCACAAAAAGAAUAGGGUCGUUAAGUUUGAGUUUUGGAGGUCGGGGGCCACUGUUUCAUACUAUGUAAACAAGGUCUUAUGUGCUGUUUUGUCAUUUCCUUGCAAAACCUACACCAGUCAGCGACGAUUGUGCUGAUAAUCGAUGGAAGUGGUUCAAGGCUGUCUAGGUGCUUUGGACGGCACACAUAUACCCGUGUUAGAUGGGAGGGGUCAGCUGGAGACUCUCGUGUGUUGAGGGAUGAGGUGUCAAGGCAAAAUGGACUAAAAGUCCCAAAAGGAUGCUAUUACUUGUGCGAUAACGGUUAUGCCAACAGCAAUGGGUUCCUAACACCUUUUAGGGGUGUUAGGUAUCACCUCAAGGAAUGGGGUCCGGGUACUGAGGCGCCGCAGAAUUCAAUUGAACUUUUUAAUAUGCGUCAUAUCAAGGCGCGUAAUGUUAUAGAGCGUGCUUUUGCCGUGUUAAAGAUGUGUUGGGGGAUCCUUCGUAGUCCGUCCUUUUAUCCAAUUAAAACUCAGAUCCGGCUAAUAAUGGCUUGCUUCUUGUUGCAUAACUUCAUCCGCCGUGAGAUGCCCAUAGAUCCGAUAGAAGCCGAGCUAGAUGGUGCCCAGUACAACCCAAUACAUGAAGAUAAGGUCAUUGGUACACAGAUUGUUGAGUCCAUUGAGCCAACCACCAACUGGACCCAAUUACGAGAGAACAUUGCAACAGAAAUGUGGAUGAAUAGAUGAUUUGGAAUAUGUUAUUGACUUUAUGUUCUAUCAUUAUCACUUCAAAC
This is a messenger RNA of Salvia hispanica, 1346 nucleotides long. NCBI's taxonomy places the organism in Eukaryota, Viridiplantae, Streptophyta, Magnoliopsida, Lamiales, Lamiaceae. The record is from RefSeq and is a predicted model, not a curated record.